UGUCUUUAAUUUUAGGAAAUACAACAACAACGAGCAGCUCAGAAGCUCCUGUUUGCUUUCAACCAAAUGAAGCCAAAAACGAUCCCAUAUUCUCCGAAAUUUCUGGAAGUGUUCCUGUUAUACUGCCACUCAGCUAAUCAGUGGUUUACUAUUGAGGAGUGUAUGGCUGGAAAAUUUAGGAAAUACAAUAACAAUACUGGGAACGAAAAUUUCCCAAAGAAUAUGCUUGAGAAGACCAUGCUAGCAUUUAGCCACUGGACGUAUGAGUACACAAAAGGAGAAUUUCUGGUCCUAGAUUUGCAAGGUGUUGGUGAGAAUUUGACAGAUCCGUGUGUUAUAAAAGCUGGAGGAGGAAGAUCACAUGAUAUGAUAUUUGGUCCUGCAAACCUUGGAGAUGACGCCAUCCAAAACUUCUGCUCUCGGCAUGAAUGUAACACUUGCUGCAGGAAUCUAAAACUUCCAGAGCUAAAGAAAAAUGACCCUUUACAGGACGAUGACUACUAGCCAGUCAAGUAUUCCCUCAUUGGUACAACUCAUGGUAGCGGCACUUAACAACCAACCAACCCAAUCACAUGAUAAUGUGACUGAAUUCCUAAAAUCCACUUUGAUGUCAUUUCCCCAGUGUGUUGCCAAUAGGAUCAACGUAUUGUUAUAAAGCAUUGUAAGUCUCCACAGCAUGAAGAUGUUGACCAGACAUUGCACUAUGGGAAGUAUCCGAAAAUUGCCUAAAAUGACUGAAACUUUACGUUCUACUUAUUUUAUCUCUGUACCAUUUUCAAAAACUCUAGGAAUGCUAUAUUACAUUUUGUGAGUCAUAGGACUAGUUUGAUUAUGUUUUUUGCACUGUAUUGGUGGUAGUGUAAACAUUAAACAAUAAUGGGGGCCAGAAUUGGGUGAGAAAAAACAGAUCAUAAUUUUAGAUUUGUGAGACCAGGAACAUCCAGGCAAAAAUUAGAGAAUAUUGGUCACUGCCCAUCUGUCUAUGAGCAGUCAGAUUAUAAGCAGUACAUUUUACAGAUUCAAAUUUUCUAAUAAGGUUAACAAGAAAAAGGAAAUACACUACAAUGGGUUAUGCUUUAUGAAACAGGGCAUGCUAAAAUGCAUAUUUAGAGUGAAUGGCGUUAAUUUGACA
This is a messenger RNA of Pelobates fuscus (common spadefoot toad), 1132 nucleotides long. RefSeq names its product transient receptor potential cation channel subfamily M member 7-like. The coding region runs from base 67 to 504 and encodes 145 amino acids. Lineage: Eukaryota; Metazoa; Chordata; Amphibia; Anura; Pelobatidae. Gene Ontology annotation, biological process: protein phosphorylation. Gene Ontology annotation, molecular function: ATP binding; protein serine/threonine kinase activity. The record is from RefSeq and is a predicted model, not a curated record. The transcript is spliced from 5 exons.